AUGAUCCAGCUCCUCCUGAACAAGGGCCAAUCGAUGAGGACAUUCUCCGAGUUCACAAACAGGGCCCCAUUCCUGGAGAUUCAGGGACUGCAGGAGUCGUCGUCGGAUGCUCCGAGGCUCCUACGGACGCACCUUCCGAUGAACAGACUGCGGCUCAGCGACAAGGCCAAAUACGUCUACGUAGCCAGGAAUCCCUGGGACUGCUGCGUGUCAAACUUCCACAUGAUGCGGGACUUUCCGUCAUUCGACUUCGCUGAGGGUACUUUCGACGAUUUCCUGGACACGUUCCUGGAUGGUCGGUUCGGCUUCGGCGACUACUUUGGCCAUGUCCUCUCGGGUUACGAGCACAGACACGAUUCUAAUGUGUUUUUUGUGACUUACGAGGAGAUUCAUAGGGACAAGGCGGGAGUUGUUCGUAGGUUGGCGCGCUUCUUGGGCGAGGAGUACGGCGAUAUGGUGCGGAGUGACAGCGAGCUUCUGAAACUCGUUCUCAAAAGGAGUAGCGUCGAAUUCAUGAAAUAUGUACUGCGAACCGACGCAAAAGGGAUAGCACAGCUGCUUGGGCGCGGUUAUGUUCCGCCAGUCUCAGGAAACCAAGAAACUAAACCGUCUGAAUGCAGCUUUGUUCGGAAAGGUGAAGUUGGUGGCUGGAAAUCGUACUUUUCGCCAGAAAAUGUAACAAAAAUGCAGAGUAAAAUGGACGAGAAGUUCGAAGGUACUGGUAUUAUGACUCUUUGGAUGGACAAGGAGCUAGCCGACAAGCAUUAA
This is a messenger RNA of Ixodes scapularis (black-legged tick), 768 nucleotides long. Its product is annotated as sulfotransferase ssu-1-like. Gene Ontology annotation, cellular component: cytoplasm. The record is from RefSeq and is a predicted model, not a curated record. The transcript has a single exon. Gene Ontology annotation, molecular function: sulfotransferase activity. The coding region runs from base 1 to 768 and encodes 255 amino acids. NCBI's taxonomy places the organism in Eukaryota, Metazoa, Arthropoda, Arachnida, Ixodida, Ixodidae. Gene Ontology annotation, biological process: sulfation.